AUGACCCACCCCCCCCUUUCCUUCCAAGAAUCAUUUCUUAAGAUUCAUGGCGGCACUCAUCGUGUUCCUCGCAUUCACACUAUCAUUAACCUUCUCCCUCGCCGCCAAUUCCAUUUUCCGGCGGCGGCGCCGCCCCAUUCCCCUCCCGCCGGGAUCCAUGGGGUGGCCGUACAUUGGCGAAACUUUCCAACUCUAUUCCCAAAAUCCCAACACCUUUUUCGCCAACAAACUCAAGAAGUAUGGCUCGAUUUUCAAAACCCACGUGCUCGGAUGUCCCUGCGUGAUGAUUUCUUGCCCCGACGCCGCCAAAAUCGUCCUGUCGACGAAAUCCCAUUUGUUCAAACCCACAUUCCCCGUCAGCAAAGAAAGAAUUCUUGGCCGACAGGCAAUUUUCUUCCACCAGGGAGAGUAUCAUUCCAGGCUCAGAAAACUCGUCGUUAAGUCCUUCACCCCCGCCGCCAUCGGAAACAUCGUCGCCGCCGUCGACGCCGUCGCCGCCGCCGCCGUCGCCGCCUGGGAAAACAAGCAAUUCAUCACCACUUUCCAGGAAAUGAAAACGUACACGUUCGACGUGGCAUUGAUUUCCAUUUUCGGAAAUGACGAGCUAAUGUACAGAGAAGAAAUUAAAAAAUGUUAUUACACCCUGGAAAAGGGGUACAAUUCGAUGCCUGUAAAUUUUCCAGGGACACUUUUCCACCAGGCGAUGAAAUCCCGGCGGGAGCUCUCCAAAAUCCUCGCCGAAAUCCUCAAACUCCGGCGGCGGCGCGCCGCCGGAAACCACCGCGACUUACUCUCUUCCUUCAUGGGAGUCUCCGAAACGGCGGCGGCGGCGCUUUCCGACGAGCAAAUCGCCGACAACAUAAUCGGCGUUAUCUUCGCCGCCAGAGACACCACCGCCAGCGUACUCACGUGGAUCCUUAAAUUCCUCGCAGAAAAUCCAACGGUUCUCCAGGCUGUCACUGAAGAACAGGAGAGGCUGAUUUUAUGGAAACAAGAAAAUUGCAAAGAAGAUGAAAUUAAGAAGCUGACGUGGACAGACACAAAAAAAAUGAUAAUUACAACGAGGGUUAUUCAAGAAACCCUAAGAAUUGCUUCCAUUUUGUCAUUUACUUUCAGAGAAGCUGUGGAAGACGUCGAAUUCAACGGAUAUUUGAUUCCAAAGGGAUGGAAAGUAUUGCCAUUAUUUAGGAAUAUUCAUCACAGCCCUGAUAAUUUUCCGGAGCCAGAGAAAUUUGAUCCGUCCAGAUUUGAGGUGAGUCCAAGGCCCAAUACAUUCUUGCCAUUUGGCAGUGGACCACACUCCUGUCCCGGCAAUGAAUUGGCAAAACUCGAGAUCCUGGUCCUCCUGCACCACCUCACUACAAAAUACAGGUGGUCUAUUGUGGGCCCACAAAAUGGUAUCCAGUACGGACCCUUUGCUCUUCCACAAAAUGGUCUUCCCAUCAAACUCCAUCUCAAAAAAUAAAAAAUUAAAAAAAUUAUUUAAAAUAAUAUAUAUAUAUAUAUAUUAAGUUCAAAUUAAAAUUUAAAAGGAAAAAAAAAAAAA
Messenger RNA from Andrographis paniculata, 1546 nucleotides. Its product is annotated as abscisic acid 8'-hydroxylase CYP707A2-like. Bases 47 to 1465 code for a protein of 472 amino acids. Lineage: Eukaryota; Viridiplantae; Streptophyta; Magnoliopsida; Lamiales; Acanthaceae. Gene Ontology annotation, biological process: abscisic acid metabolic process; sterol metabolic process. The record is from RefSeq and is a predicted model, not a curated record. Gene Ontology annotation, molecular function: heme binding; iron ion binding; oxidoreductase activity, acting on paired donors, with incorporation or reduction of molecular oxygen, NAD(P)H as one donor, and incorporation of one atom of oxygen. The transcript is spliced from 7 exons.